Messenger RNA from Ostertagia ostertagi, 327 nucleotides. NCBI's taxonomy places the organism in Eukaryota, Metazoa, Nematoda, Chromadorea, Rhabditida, Trichostrongylidae. The record is from the annotation of a GenBank genome assembly.
AUGGUUAUCAAUAUACUGAUUAUUGUUUGCUACACUAUAUUUUUAUGCUUCAUAAGAAAGAUCAAGAUAAGGACUAAAGUUGUUUGUGAUAAUUCGGCGGACAAUUCCAGUUUCGUUUUAGGCAGCGAUAAAAUGAAGACGCUGUACAGAUCGUUGAUCGUGAUCAGCCUGACAGUUGUUUUUGGUUGGUUCAGUACAACCCUUAUUGGCACCAUUGCACAGGUCUUCCAUCUCAAUAUCGCCAGAGUAGAAGUGGAUUUAGCGGCAGGAGUAUUUGUAAACACAGCAUGUGCAAUCAAUUUUUUUAUCUACUAUGCUGUCAGGUGA